UAUUUAGUACAUAUUUGGACUUUAGACUUUAGUACCAUUUGACCUCAAAUGGUUGUUGUGCAGUACUUAAAAAAUAGUAGUUCUUAUUGUUUAAAAUAUAAACACACCAAAUGUUAGCAGCUUUGUGUAGUUUUUAUUUGAAAGCUGUCAGAAUAACUAUAUUAAGGAGUGAGUUUGGCAAGACAGUAAAUAAGAUUAUUUUAAGUUUAAAUGUGGUGAGACAGAUCCGUGUCUUUGUCACAUGUGUCAUGUUUAUCAGAGAUGUUUUCUGGUGGAGAUUUUGUCACUAGGAGGGUGAGGAGCAUGACGUUACCUCGGUUAGAAGCUGGUGGAAGGUUGGGGGUGUAGCUUCUCUGAAAACAGACUUAAAAACAAACUGAGAAGAAUGUGUGCCCUGAUUGGCUGGGGGGUAUUAGGUGUCACCAGCUGCAGGGGGGUGGUAUAAAGCCCUGGGCCACUGUGCGCUCACCAGAACCAACAGCUGAACGGGCAUGCACACACAGUAGUGGCAAAAGUACAGUGACUGUCAAAUUCUGCGAAAGAUUUCUUACUUCCCCACAGAGCGCAGAUGGAAAUCCAAAGGACUGGAUCCCUGCUGGGGUCUCCGAACAACAUGGAGAGUCUGGAGAAACAGCUCAGUUGUCCGAUCUGUUUAGAUAUGUUCACUAAACCGGUGGUGAUCCUUCCCUGCCAGCAUAACCUGUGCCGAGGAUGUGCAAGCGACCUUUACGACUCCAGAAACCCGUACAGGUUUUCCGGUGGGGUCUUCAGGUGCCCCACCUGCCGCUUCGAGGUGGUUCUUGAUCGUCACGGUGUGCACGGGCUCCAGAGGAAUCUUCUGGUGGAGAACAUUAUCGACAUUUAUAAACAGCAGCAAGAAGGAGGCAGUGGAGCGUCCGAGCCUCCUCUAAAGCCUAAGUCCUCCACCGAACCAAUGUGCGAGGAGCACGAGGAGGAGAAGAUCAAUAUUUACUGCGUGACCCACCAGGUUCCCACUUGCUCAAUGUGUAAAGUGUUCGGUCAGCACAAGGACUGUGAAGUGUCGCCCCUUGCCAGCGUUUACCAGGCCCAAAAGGGUGAGCUAAGCAAUGCCAUUGACGCUUUGGUGACGGGCAACGGGCGGCUUCAGGCCCUGUUAAAUCAGAUGGAGGACGCUUGUAAAGCAGUUCAGGACAAUGCCCAGCGUGCGAAACAGAGGUUAAGUGAGUGCUUCGACACGCUCUACACCGCCCUCGAGGAGCGGAAGAGUAUUCUCUUAGAGCGAAUUGGCAAAGACCAGGAUGAGAAAGUGGCAGCCCUGCGGCAGCUGGCCAGACGUUACGGAGACCGCCUUCAGGCUGGAACGGAGCUCACCGAUACCGCAGUGCGUGCCCUCGAGCAGAGCGGUGCCGCAGAGUUCCUGCAGUCUUCCAAGGGCCUUAUCGCACAGACCAAAGAAGCCUCCAAGAGCUCGCUAGCUGAGGAGAGACCUGAGCCUGGUUUCGAGAGAAUGGACCAUUUUACCCUGUCCACAGAACAUGUUGAGGCAUUGUUGUCCAAGAUGGACUUUGGAGCAGUCGAUGAGGAAGAGUUUGAAGAUGCAGAGGAAGAGGAGGAAGAGUAAACUGCACGUGUACAGCGUAUCAGUUAUCAGGGAGCUAGAAUGGCGUGAAGCCGAGAGGGGAAAAACCCCGGAGGCGUAAUGACGGACAGCAGAUAUUUAUAGAUUUGAGCUGGUUUAUGGUGCGUGUUGCUGCUAAGCAGUAUGAAUACUGGACGAUAUCUUGGUGCCAUUUUUAUACUUUUGUAUUUUUAGUUGUUUGAUUAUGUGUCUGUGUGCUCAGUAUAUCCUGGUGUUUUUUUUUUCUUCUGUAUUUCUGGCAGAAAUAAAUGGUACACAUGCCAGUCUGUA
Molecule: messenger RNA, 1891 nt
Organism: Astyanax mexicanus (Mexican tetra)
Lineage: Eukaryota; Metazoa; Chordata; Actinopteri; Characiformes; Acestrorhamphidae
Gene: trim63b
Product: tripartite motif containing 63b
Exons: 1
Coding region: 569-1603 (344 amino acids)
Molecular function (GO): zinc ion binding
Source: RefSeq, a predicted model, not a curated record